Lycium ferocissimum is the source of this 795-nucleotide messenger RNA. RefSeq names its product ubiquitin-conjugating enzyme E2 36. The transcript has 8 exons. Gene Ontology annotation, molecular function: ubiquitin conjugating enzyme activity. The coding region runs from base 125 to 586 and encodes 153 amino acids. The record is from RefSeq and is a predicted model, not a curated record. Gene Ontology annotation, biological process: protein K63-linked ubiquitination; DNA damage tolerance. Lineage: Eukaryota; Viridiplantae; Streptophyta; Magnoliopsida; Solanales; Solanaceae. Gene Ontology annotation, cellular component: nucleus.
AGAGACUUAAUUUCUCCAAACUAUUCUCCACUUUCACCCUUUCUCUCUCUAGAAAGGGAAACAAAAAGAACCCUUAGCGUAAACUCUGCAAACCGAACAACCCCAAAACUUUCAAUUCAAUUCAAUGGCUAACAGUAAUUUACCUCGAAGAAUUAUCAAGGAAACACAACGGCUUCUCAGCGAACCUGCGCCUGGGAUAAGUGCGUCGCCGUCAGAAGAAAAUAUGCGAUACUUUAAUGUCAUGAUUCUUGGCCCAACACAGUCUCCUUAUGAAGGAGGUGUCUUCAAGCUCGAACUCUUCUUGCCUGAAGAGUAUCCAAUGGCUGCUCCGAAGGUUCGGUUCCUCACCAAAAUCUACCAUCCGAACAUUGAUAAGCUUGGAAGAAUAUGUCUUGAUAUUCUCAAAGACAAGUGGAGUCCUGCUCUCCAGAUCCGUACUGUACUUUUGAGCAUUCAAGCACUUUUGAGUGCUCCGAAUCCAGAUGAUCCACUCUCCGAAAACAUUGCAAAGCACUGGAAGUCAAAUGAGGCUGAAGCUGUUGAAACGGCUAAGGAGUGGACACGCCUAUAUGCUAGUGGUGCGUGAAGACAUAGCAAGUGAAAUAUUCAAAAAUAACAAAAAUCAUGGAAUGUAUUCUAUUGACUGGUUUAUCAAUAUGACACUUUCGGAUGGCUGUUACUGGCUGAAACUCUUCCAAUGACCUCUCAUAAUUGCUUCCCCCUUGAAAUUGUAUAAUUGAAUGUGACACCCUUUGGUUUUCUAAUGUUCAGGAAUGUGAACUUGUUACAACAAAA